Molecule: messenger RNA, 1593 nt
Organism: Loxodonta africana (African savanna elephant)
Lineage: Eukaryota; Metazoa; Chordata; Mammalia; Proboscidea; Elephantidae
Gene: VBP1
Product: VHL binding protein 1
Exons: 6
Coding region: 41-634 (197 amino acids)
Biological process (GO): tubulin complex assembly; protein folding; microtubule-based process
Cellular component (GO): cytoplasm; prefoldin complex
Molecular function (GO): tubulin binding
Source: RefSeq, a predicted model, not a curated record
GGCAGUUAGUCUGGAGCCUGGCAGCACACGCUUCCCCAAGAUGGCGGCUGCUAAGGACGGUUGUGGCCUCGGAGAAGUGGCCACAGGGAAUGGGCGGCGGCUCCACCUGGGGAUUCCCGAGGCCGUGUUUGUGGAAGAUGUAGAUUCCUUCAUGAAACAGCCUGGGAAUGAGACUGCAGAUGUAGUACUAAAGAAGUUGGAUGAACAAUACCAGAAGUAUAAGUUUAUGGAACUCAACCUUGCUCAAAAGAAAAGGAGGCUAAAAGGUCAGAUUCCAGAAAUUAAACAGACUUUAGAAAUUCUUAAAUACAUGCAGAAGAAAAAAGAGUCCACCAAUUCGUUGGAGACCAGAUUCUUAUUGGCAGAUAACCUGUACUGCAAAGCUUCCGUUCCUCCUACUGAUAAAGUGUGUCUGUGGUUGGGGGCUAAUGUAAUGCUUGAAUAUGAUAUUGAUGAAGCUCAGGCAUUGUUGGAAAAGAACUUAUCAACUGCCACAAAGAAUCUUGAUUCACUUGAGGAAGACCUUGACUUUCUUCGAGAUCAAUUUACUACCACAGAAGUCAAUAUGGCCAGGGUUUAUAAUUGGGAUGUAAAAAGAAGAAACAAAGAUGAUUCUACCAAGAACAAAGCAUAAUGUUGGCGCUUAAAAAUGUGGUUCAGCUUUCCAGACAUAAUGCUAUUUUAAAUAACCCAAAAUCUACAGUUAAAGAUUAACAUAACUUUGAAUGUUUUUUUUAGCAGCAAGAAUGAUUAAAACUUUUCAGGAAGAUAAACACCAUUUUAUUUAUUUAUAAAAACAAAAUUAGUUUCCAACAUUUUAUGAAAUUAGCAGUAUUUUCAUUUUUUUUUUUUUUUUGCAUUUCCCAAUAAAAUAAAUGCUGCUUUCAUCAUAUUUUUUCUGUCAUGAGAAAACUUUGUGUUGCAGUAGCCACAGACUGAAUGCCGGGCACUAGCACAGUUUACUUUUUCUUUAUUGGCUGAUGUUGCUCUGGUUUAAUGUGGUGAAACCAGUUUAGAGGUAGGCAAGACAAUUUGAAUAUUUGCAGACUUGGUUCUUCAGCACAUGUGGAGUUUUAUGACUCUCUUUGGCUGUUCAUUUGUCUUAUGUAAGUGGGGUUCCAUGAGUUACUGGUUAACCAUUAACUAUUAAAUCUGAACUUUUCAGGACAUGGUAAUUUGCCUUUCUAAACAGGAAGAGGGCUAUUGAGACUACACAUUUCUUAUCCCAAAUAAGUGCACAGUGUCUUUGCAAUGGCAGCAUAGGAGACCUCGACCAAUGUGAAAUCAGAUUACCCACUCAGCACUCUUGGCUAAGGCAGUUUUAUAUUUAUUAAUGGUUCUCCAAAGCAGCUUAAUAAGAAUACUAAGGCAAAUGUAAAUCUGCAGUGGAAAAGAGUUGUAAGUUUUUAUUCAUGAUAAAACCUCAGAAUUAAUUAAAAAAAAUUCUUGUGUAAAGCUGUUGGUAGAGUGGCUAGUGGUAGAUGAUACAGAUUCUGGUAAAAAUAUAAAUGUACUAUUCCCUCUUUGUGUAGUAAAAAACUUGUACAAUGUUUUGUACUUGUAUUUCAUGAUAUUAAAACAAUGAAGUUCAAA